This is a messenger RNA of Neomonachus schauinslandi (Hawaiian monk seal), 1326 nucleotides long. RefSeq names its product HIG1 hypoxia inducible domain family member 1A (gene HIGD1A). The record is from RefSeq and is a predicted model, not a curated record. Lineage: Eukaryota; Metazoa; Chordata; Mammalia; Carnivora; Phocidae. The transcript has 5 exons. Gene Ontology annotation, cellular component: mitochondrion. Gene Ontology annotation, biological process: mitochondrial respirasome assembly; negative regulation of apoptotic process. The coding region runs from base 248 to 529 and encodes 93 amino acids.
ACCCACCGGGACCCUCGCCUGCGGGCCGCUGGCUUCUGAUUGGCUAGGGCCAGGUGUGGGCGGGACUAGAAGAAGCCGGCUGGACGACGAGCAUGGGAGAGAGCCAGAAACCAGCUGGAGCCGAAGUCUUAGCUUUGUAGGAGAGAGAUUGCCAUCCCCUUCCUUCCUGAAGGAGGGAGAAAAAACUUCUGCUCCAUUGGCCAGUUGAACAAUUUACACUGAUCCAGAGGAGGAUUCUUCAGCCACUAUGUCAACCGGCACAGAUGUUUCUCUUUCUUCAUACGAUGAAGAUCAGGGAUCUAAACUUAUCCGAAAAGCUAGAGAAGCACCGUUUGUUCCCAUUGGAAUGGCGGGGUUUGCAGCAAUCGUUGCAUAUGGAUUAUAUAAAAUGAAGAGCAGGGGAAAUACUAAAAUGUCUGUUCACCUGAUCCACAUGCGUGUGGCAGCCCAAGGCUUUGUUGUGGGAGCAAUGACUCUCGGUAUGGGCUAUUCCAUGUAUAAGGAAUUCUGGGCAAAGCCUAAACCUUAGAAGAAGAGAAACUGUCUUGGUUUUGUUGGUGGUGCUUGCUUUAGCUAGGCAUCUCAUACUGAGUUUAUAUGUUUAUGUUGAAAAUAAAUCAUUUGAAUGGGUCACACAAUAACACAGUAAUUUAAAUAUUGGCUUCCUUUCUUGCAGGCUUGAUUUGCCUGGUAACCAAAUUACUAGUGACCAGUUAACUAGCUAGGUCAUUCAGCGGAUUCAAAUUAGAACAAAAGAAACAUGUCACUUUUAAAUGUACUUGAUAGUGGUAAAAUAUGCUCCUUCUUAAACUCUUCUGAUAAAAUCAGUUAAAAAGAGGACAAUUUGCCAAUCCUGAGUACUCCCAGUUGCUGCAGAAUAUCACAUGCUUUUGAUGUUAUGUAGGAAUCCCAUUUAACUUUUUUCUGCCUGUUUUGCAGACUGAGUACUUCAGUUUUUAGGGCUGGUUGGCUCUUAACCCUUUCAGAACAGUGCAUGGAAUAUAAUAUAAUAAGCUUCCCCAAACCGAAAAUACAUGUAUUUAAGCCAAACCUAAAAAAGCCGAUAACAGCUGCUUAGAAGUAGUAUUUAUUUCAGAAUCAUACUUGUAAACGUGAGAAUAACUUAACUGUGGAUCCCAGUUUAGCUUUUUUUGUAAUUGCAGAGUUAUGUUUAUGCUGCUGUUGUAUUAGAAUAAUUUUUAAAUGUUAUCUUAAAAUAGAAAUGUGUAUUUUAAGUACUAAUGCAAAGGUUAGAUGAAAAACACUUUUUAAAUGUAUGCAGUUUGUUUAUUUUCUCUGUAAGAAUCAUAAAUGUUAACAAAUUAC